Messenger RNA from Octopus bimaculoides (California two-spot octopus), 5596 nucleotides. RefSeq names its product phospholipid-transporting ATPase IA. Gene Ontology annotation, molecular function: ATP hydrolysis activity; ATPase-coupled intramembrane lipid carrier activity; ATP binding. Gene Ontology annotation, biological process: phospholipid translocation. The record is from RefSeq and is a predicted model, not a curated record. NCBI's taxonomy places the organism in Eukaryota, Metazoa, Mollusca, Cephalopoda, Octopoda, Octopodidae. Gene Ontology annotation, cellular component: trans-Golgi network; plasma membrane.
CCGAGUCGCUGUCGACAUCAAGAAGGCAGUGCAUUAAAGAUUAACGAUUUACAAACCUAUAAUUAACGACGCUUUUGUUCACAAAAUGCAUUGUUUAAUCUAUAAUACAACAACAAUUACUAAAAUUCAUUGGCUACGAUGAUUGAUAAACUGUAAUCGAACGAACGUCUCUGUAUGAUGAAAGCUCUUCCAAAACCUGAAAACUCCCGUCUUUCUAGGUGUGUAGGACUGCAUUGCGGUUUGAGAAAUUUGGCUGCUGUUGCUAGCAGGUCAGGCGACCACUUGGAGGCUCUGAGGAAAUACUUCUUGUGACAGUUUUAUUGACAAGGCGUCAAAUGUUGUCGUUACAGCUGCUGCUGCUGUUUAAUAUAGCGACCUGUUCUGCUCAGUAUUUGCAAGUCGACUCUUAAAAACAAGGAAACAUCUCAACCGGACUUUACACUGAGAACUAACCCUACCCGCUACUCUCUCUCUCUCUCUCAUAUUUAAUGUUACAAAGUGUUCAUAACCAAUAACGCCUCCCCCACCUCGCCCUCGUUUCUUUUUGCCAUUAAUGCUGGUGAUGUUUUAACCCUCGGAGCACAAACCUUGUCCCUCUCGCAUUUUCAGUCUUUCAGUCACCACCUUUGAUAACGAGCCAGCGAAGAAACCACGACAUGAUCGUUCAAACUACUUGCUAGAAACAGCAGCUUAAUCUACCUCAAAUCAAACACUGCUCUCUUUUGAAGAGAAGAAGAAGAAAAAAAGGAAAAAGCAACAUCAAAAACAAAACAUUGGAUAAUGUACUCUGGAGUACGGUUUGGAAACGAAAAUAAAUAGUAACAACAACAACAACAAAAAAACAAGUAAUAAUAACCCUGUAUAAGUCAUGGCUUGAACGAAUAUUGUAGAUCGUAGGUCUUCUCGAUCAUGGCCCGGGCCUGUUAGGGGGUUAAACCAACAAUAACACUACCACCAGUACCACUAACGUCAUAAUCAGAAACAGCAGCAGCAGCUGCCGUCCCCGCCGCCGCCGACGUUGCUCUACCAGCACCGUUCUGGGCGGGCUUCCAACCGACUGGAAUGGAGUUACAGAAUAAAACGGUAAAAGAAGACCAAGACACUACGGAUGGCUGGCGGCAUGCUGAAGCGGAGGAUGCCUUGUUAAAAGAAUCAUAUCAAUCCAUGCACGAUGUACCAGAGUCAGAAACAACGGAAGAAGUUGAGCCCACAAACCAGCGUGUUGUAUAUAUUAAUACUUCCCAACCGGUGAAAUACUGCUCCAAUAAAAUAAGCACUGCCAAAUACAAUUUUGCCUCGUUUCUUCCAAAGUUUUUGUUUGAGCAGUUUGGGAGAUAUGCUAACCAGUUUUUUCUCUUUAUUGCAUUACUUCAACAAAUUCCAAAUGUAUCGCCAACAGGGCGUUACACUACGGCAGUGCCUCUCCUGUUCAUCCUUACAGUGUCUGCCAUCAAAGAAGUCAUUGAAGAUUGGAAGCGACAUAAAGCUGAUGAAGGAGUUAACAAUAGAGAAGUAUUGGUGUUAAAAAAUGGUGACUGGUUUCCUGUUAAGUGGAUUGACGUAACAGUGGGAGAUCUGGUCAAGAUCACGAGUAGCAAGUUCUUUCCUGCUGAUUUGCUGCUGCUGUCUUCCAGUGAGCCCCAAGGUAUGUGUUACAUAGAAACCUCCAACCUGGAUGGGGAAACCAACCUGAAAAUACGUCAAGGUUUGCCUCAAACAUCUGGGUUACUGACACAUCAAGACCUCAUGGAACUCAGUGGCACCGUUGAAUGUGAAACACCAAACCGUUUCCUUUAUGAUUUUGCUGGCAAUAUCCGGCCAUCUGGCAGACAAGCUAUUCCUUUGGGGCCAGACCAGUUGUUAUUACGAGGUGCUAUGCUGAGAAACACAAAAUGGAUCUUUGGUAUUGUUAUUUAUACUGGUCAUGAAAGUAAGCUGAUGCUUAACACUACCUCUGCCCCUUUGAAGCGAUCUAAUGUGGAAAAAAUAACAAAUAAAGCUAUCCUGAACCUGUUUGUGCUAUUAAUAUGCCUGUCGCUGUUGAGUGCCAUCGCUAGUUUUGUAUGGACUCACAAUCAUGUGAACAGGGAUUGGUAUCUUGGAUAUGCAGAAAUGACCCCUAGCAAUUUUGGAUAUAACCUGUUAACAUUUAUCAUUUUAUAUAACAACUUGAUCCCUAUCAGUCUCCAAGUAACCCUUGAAGUGGUCAAGUUCAUCCAAGCAAUAUUCAUCAACUGGGAUAUUGAUAUGUACCAUGAAGCUACCGACACACCAGCUAUGGCCCGAACCUCAAAUCUUAAUGAAGAAUUGGGUCAGGUCAAAUAUAUAUUCACCGAUAAAACUGGAACCUUAACAAGAAAUAUCAUGGAAUUUAAAAAAUGUUCCAUUGCAGGAUUAGUUUAUGGUUCCAAUGUUGAAGAUGAAGAAUUCAAUGAUCCCUUGCUGUUGGAAAAUUUUAACAAACAUGAAACCUCUGGGAAAAUUCGGGAGUUCCUCACCUUAAUGGCAGUGUGCCAUACUGUGGUACCAGAGACAAAUGGCAAUGACAGUAAUAUUGUAUACCAAGCAGCAUCUCCUGAUGAAGGUGCUUUAGUCAGGGGUGCCAAGAAGUUGGGCUUUAUUUUUACGACGAGGACUCCUGAAACAGUCACAAUUGAAGUGUUUGGCAAGAAAGAAGUAUAUGAAGUACUAAAUGUGCUGGAAUUUACAAGUGUCAGGAAACGAAUGUCAGUUGUUAUUAGAUGCCCUGAUGGAAAAAUCAAACUCUUCUGUAAAGGAGCCGAUACUGUGAUCUAUGAAAGAUUAGCUGAUAAUCAGCAAUAUAAAGAAAUCACCUUAACUCACCUGGAAGAGUUUGCAACAACAGGUCUUCGAACGCUAUGUAUUGCCACCGCAGAAGUUUCUCCCGAGUUCUACAAUGAUUGGAAACACACUUAUUAUAAAGCCAGCACCACAAUACAGAACCGGGAGAAGAGACUGGGUGAGGCAGCUGAAUUAAUUGAACAGAACCUUAACUUGAUAGGGUCGACAGCUAUUGAGGACAGGUUGCAAGAGGGUGUACCAGAGAGCAUUGCCAAUCUAAUGAGAGCAGAUAUAAAAAUUUGGGUCCUCACUGGAGACAAACAAGAAACAGCAGUUAAUAUUGGCUAUUCCUGUAAGCUUCUUACUCAGGGCACCCCUCUACUAAUGGUCAAUGAACACAGCCUUGAUCAGAAAAUUGGUAGCGAACACCGCAAUGGAAGUGCUGCUGGUGGUGAAAAUUUAUUUGUUAAAGCCACCAGAGAGACACUCCGUCGACAUGUCCAAGAUUUUGGUGAGCAUUUACGGAAAGACAAUGAUGUUGCUCUUAUUAUUGAUGGUCAGACAUUGAAAUACGCCCUCCUCUGUGACUGUCGACAAGAUUUCCUUGACAUUGCCGUUUCAUGUAGAUCAGUCAUUUGUUGCCGUGUAUCACCAAUCCAAAAAUCAGAAUUAGUAGAACUUGUCAAGCAUUCUGUGAAAGCUAUAACUUUGGCCAUUGGAGAUGGUGCCAAUGAUGUUGGUAUGAUCCAGUCAGCACAUGUUGGUGUAGGUAUCAGCGGUAACGAAGGCUUGCAGGCAGCAUGUGCUUCAGACUAUGCUAUAGCCCAGUUCCGUUACCUAAACAAGUUGUUACUCGUCCAUGGAGCCUGGAGUUACUCAAGACUGUGUAAACUUAUUUUGUAUUCUUUCUAUAAGAAUAUUUGUCUGUAUGUCAUAGAGUUCUGGUUUGCCAUGGUAAAUGGCUUUUCCGGACAGGUUGUGUUCGAGCGCUGGAGUAUUGGUUUGUAUAAUGUGAUAUUUACUGCAUCUCCACCCCUUGUCUUAGGUUUGUUUGACCGAACAUGCAAUGAAGAAAGCAUGCUUCGGUUUCCAGCAUUGUAUAAAACUUCGCAGAGUGGAGAACUUUUUAACAUCAAGGUAUUCUGGAUGUGGCUCAUCAACUCUAUUUAUCAUUCUAUUUUGCUGUUUUGGUUAACAGUUCUUGCUCUUAAACAUGAUAUUCUUUAUUCAAAUGGAGAAGUUGGUAACUAUCUUCUCCUUGGAAACUUUGUAUAUACGUAUGUUGUUGUUACAGUAUGUCUAAAAGCAGGUUUGGAAACAAGUGCGUGGACUUGGUUGACACACCUUGCAAUAUGGGGCAGCAUUGUCAGUUGGUUCAUGUUUCUAAUUAUUUAUAGCCAUGUGUGGCCUGUCAUCAAUCUUGCACCAGAGAUGGUGGGCAUGGAUAGCCAUGUAUUUGGGUGUUUAAUAUUCUGGGCAGGCUUAUUAUUAAUUCCGACCGCAGCUCUUUUGCGGGAUGUCAUGUGGAAAGUUAUCCGACGUACUUUACUAAAAACACUCCGCGAAGAAGUCCAAGAAAAAGAACUAGCAAAUGAAGAUCCUUCUGGAGUGGUAUUAAAAUCGACGAAGAGAAGGAUUACUGAGACGGCUCGAUUGCUGAAAAAUGUCUUUUCGCGUUCACAUACUCGGAUUCCGACAGCAUCUGAUCAGCCACGUAAAAAGAUAAAAAUUUUCUGCAAAGAUGGGUAUGCAUUUUCUCAAGAAGAACAUGGAGUUAUUCCACAGGCAGAGCUCAUCCGCGCUUAUGACACAACAAAAUCCAAGCCUGAAGGACUGUGAGUUCCGUUCUGCUCCCAUCGCUAGACCUGCCCCCUCUGUUGUAACACUUGCUGACACUUCUCCCAUCAUGUGGCGGAUCUACCAAACAAGGAUUUUUGAGAAAGACUAUCUCUAUCUCGGCUCUUUAUUCUUUUCCUUUCUCACAAAGAAUACCGACCAAGUACUGAGAAUUUCCUGGACACUAACUAAACUUUUGAAUAUCGCUCUUUUGGGGGAAAUGAAAGGAUAAAACAAAACAACAACAAAAAAACACUGAUAAUGACAAUUGGUAAUUGAUAAUGAUAACAAGGAUUGGUAUUAAUAAUGAUGCAUCAAACAAAACUGAAAAAAAAAUUGUUUAAAAAUUAUUAAAAAAAAUUAAAAUAAAUAAAAAGAAACACUCCUUCUCCCCAUCCCCAAAUGAAACUUUUGUUCCCCAGAAACUGUUCCCUUUUCCCCCCUUGCUCUUCCCACUUCUCUCUCUUUUUCUCUGUCCAAUGUUGAACAUUAAUUAUAACUACUACUAAUACUACUCCCUCCUCUGCCUCCUUCUCUCACCUCAGACGGACAAAGACCGAACAGUAUACAAAAUACUCCAUCCUCAACAGCUACAGCAAUGCACGUUUGUUGUUGUUGUUGUUGUCGUUGUUAUUGGUUUGUUUGUUUUACUUUUUCUUUUUUUUUUUUGUUUUCUUGGUGGGGAGCGGCAGGUUCUUGAAAAAUUUGAAAAAAAAAGAAAAAAUAGAAAAAAAAAUUUUAAAAAGGGAGAAUGAAAAGAACAUUGAAAUAUUUUUUCCUAUAUAUAAACAUAUACACACACACAUACAUAUAUACAUACAUAUAUAUAUAUAUAUAAAUAUAAAUGAAUAUACCCACUGUACCAAGUGGGGAUUUGGGUUGAUGAGUGUGUGUUGCAAAACUUGAUUCAAUUUACUGGAGAACUAUAUUUGUAUAAUGAUGUAAAGUGAAAGGAAGG